This is a messenger RNA of Trypanosoma theileri, 2511 nucleotides long. RefSeq lists its product as uncharacterized. The transcript has a single exon. NCBI's taxonomy places the organism in Eukaryota, Euglenozoa, Kinetoplastea, Trypanosomatida, Trypanosomatidae. The record is from RefSeq and is a predicted model, not a curated record. The coding region runs from base 1 to 2511 and encodes 836 amino acids.
AUGGCUCUUGUUGAAGGCUUUCUUUCUCAUGGCGAGCCGUGCGAUUCGGUGAAUCAGUUGGGCAGCAAAUUGGACACGCGGUAUGAACAGUGGUCGUUAUUAGUACUUCUGCAACGCCAGUGGUCCCGUAAUAAGCGCUUAAAUGAGCUAUAUGCACCUGUAUUUCAUAUGUUAUUUGCAUCUUCUGCUUCUGGCACUGAUAGUGGCUCUGAUUUCACCACCAGGGAAGAUGAGGUUCCUUGGCAGUUGCUAUUUUAUGAAGUAAAACAUAACUGUAAGGAGGUGCUUUGGGAAUCGCGGGGUGCUGAGCUUAUUAAAGAUAUUUUUAAAACAGUUCCUACAGGACUUCGACCUUUAAAUUUCUCUGUACAUUGUGUAACUAUUGGUGAUACACACGAGCGUCUUGGUUUAUUUUCUGAACGAGCUUUUUCUCUAUAUAAGGAAAGGGUUGAAUCUGUACUGAUUCCUUUGGGAUUGCAACAGUUUUCCGUACAACGACGUCAUGUUGACCUUCAUAGUCAUUCUAAAGGAUUAUUAACGGAAUCGACUGGCCCACUGCCUGCAUUUGUUGACUCAGCAGUCAAUUGGAUACGUAAUCGAUCACCAGAGGCUGUAGAUGUUUCUGCUCCUUCACAGGAGGGUAAUGAAUCUAUUCUUGCAUUACUUCCACAUCUAAACAAAUUAUUAUUUACCACAGAAUUUGCGGAAUUAGAUGAUAUUAAGCUCGAAUCUAUUACAGCUGAUGAAAAAGGGAAAGAAAGUGUUUUGUCUCAAUUAGAGAGAGUACGUUUUGAGGCAAUGAAAGAAAUGAAAAAACGUGUAGGACGUAUAACCUCAUUCAGUUUAAAUCUCCCUACUAUCUCCGGAGAAACACCAAAACAGUGGUACGUUCUCCUUAUACAAAAGUUGCUGCUGGAAAAACAGGAGAUAUCGUUGGAAAAUCUUGAUCCCGGACCACUCAGACCUCAACCUAUUGGGGCGGAGCUACACUUAAUGCAAGAUGCUGGUGAGGUAUUAUAUCUUCAGUCACGACUAUGCGAUGAGAAGUUUUUCGACACAACAUUUGAUGAUAUGCUACAUGAAAACGGUGAGGUAUUCGCUCAACUGACUCCCUUAGAAGGUAUUAGCUUCCAGGAUAUUGACAACUACUUUUCUUUUCUUGAAAAAGAUGAACUAAAAGAAUUUGUAAAAACGAUUCCAACAGAGCCUAUUUGUGAAGGUUCAUCUACUGGUUACACCUUCCCUAAGGUUGUGUUUCGACGACCUACAGAAUCAAUUGUAAAGGAUACCGCCAUAUCAACACCACACGUUGAGGUUGUUGAAAGUAUACUUAAUACAUCAGAUGAAUGGGAAGCUGUUCGAGAGGCUUUUGUAUUUCUUUCUGAUAAUAUUACACCUGUUAACAAAGAUGGAGUUUGUGGAUACACACUUGCUAAGGAUAUUGCCCCAGUUCCUUCUCCAACACAUAAUGAUGAAUGUACGUGGUGUGGACGUCGUCGGGAUAAACUUUUACGUUGUGGUGCCUGUCGAGUGAAUAUGUAUUGUGGAAAGAAACACCAAAUGAUGGAUUGGAAGGCUGGACACAAAAAGAAAUGUGGAUUAUGGCGAAAAGCCAGAGAAGAUUAUGAGCAACGUGUGGUACCUUUACUACAAUCAAAUGGGACAACACUUCCAAGUACUCCAUACACCUCUGCUGUUACUACACUGCUGCAAUUUAUUGAUAGCUGGCGUUCUAAAGAGAGUGGACAAAUAUCUCCAAUUAUUCAUAUUCUUGGUAUUGGCAAAGAUGUGGAAAUUUUUUUAAUAGAACUUUCUAAUUGUGCUUUGAAACUUCGAGGAGAGUGGAAACAAUUACGUCUUCUUAUUUGUUCUGAUGCUUUUUCAGACGAAGAACAGAAUGCUGUGUACGCUAUAAGUGAUACUGGUGUUUGUACCCGUACAAUGCCCACUUCUGCUUUGGGAGAUGUGUGGCAUAAACAAUCCGGAAAAGUUGUGGAGGACGCUGCUCUUCUUGUUCGACUUUAUAAUACGAAAUAUCAUAUUUUCAUUGAUAGCUCUUUAUCACAGGGUUCUGUUGCCAAUACUAUUGGAAUUCCUAGUCAUGGUAAUAAUGAUAGGGGUUUUGCACCCACCGCGAUCAUAUCAUUAGGUACCUUCUUAGGAUCAGGUAUGACUUAUUUUUCAGCAGCUGCUGAAAUUAUUGCGGAUUACUUUGUUGGUGUUAUUCCAGUAAUGUGUACAGAACCAACAUUUGUUAGUGCCUACAAUACAUUAGAUGCCAUCCUUGCGAGGGUAAAAAGCAGCAGCACGAUUACUACAGAUCGAAAGAAUAAACUUCUCACUAAGUACGGUAAUAUAGAUGACUUUAUUCAACUUAAUUCAUCUGCUUUUUGUUCAGUACCUCUGGAUACAGUUGAUGUGACAGCUGACGUCCCAUUGGCAACGAGACAGAUGAUGUGUUUGACACCACACGCAAAUCUUUACUAUUUCAUUAUUCCCGUCGAAGUGUAG